AUGAUCGAGUUCGAUGGUUCCAGAGCUUUGACGGUUAUACUCGAAGCAGCGGCAGAGGACAUGCUGAUUAAACAAUCGACGCGCAUGUUGAAGUCUCAAUUGGGUGGUGGUGGUGACCAGGAGAAUCUCGAGAUGACGGAAAUGGAGCCGAGAGAGCUGGCAAAAGACCAUUUGAGAGCCAGAGAGAGGUCUACACAGCUUUAUCUGAAAUAA
Peronospora matthiolae is the source of this 213-nucleotide messenger RNA. The record is from the annotation of a GenBank genome assembly. NCBI's taxonomy places the organism in Eukaryota, Oomycota, Peronosporomycetes, Peronosporales, Peronosporaceae.